UGCCCGCCCCCUAACAAAGAUGGUCUGUCUGUGGAGUCUAGUUUUAAUAUCAGCAGUGUUUCAUAGUUACAGCUGUGUGAACGUCGAGUUCGGUCAGACAGUAUCCGAUUCGGGUGACUAUACCAUCCUGGUAAACAAUAAGGCAUGGCUCCAAAGUGCCGCUGUCUUUCUUCGACUCAAUAACGAGACUGUCACCCUGGACAACUCGUCCCUAGUUGUGGAUUCCAUCAACAGAAAUUGUACCCACCAGCAUGAUGACUUCGGGAUGUACAACUGCUCCAGCUUCAGACUAAGGGCAUCAGGAGAUUAUCUUUUCGAUUUAUACUUCAAAGAAUACAGCUUCCCUACCAAGUUCUACAUAUACGAAUUGGUGUAUGUAAACGCUACCCCCUGGACACAGGCCCCAGACUGUCAUCCUCCCCCAUGGCCCCCGGUUCCUGGGUUCGAAACCUGCUAUAAUUCUACAGUUGGGGCGUUCCCAUCGUUUCAAGUUGCACAACAAACUGGAUCUCCACCACUGGGCUAUAUGACGUUUGCUGAUAAAAUGAUGGGCGAUGUCGGAAAAAACUUCGGGCCAUGGGGAUCCACUACACCAAAGAUUGCCGAUGGUAUGUUAAGCGGCCCGCUCGCCAUCUUUGACGAGACUGGAACCACCCUUCUUCUGUCGUCAGCCGAUAACUUCAUGGCGUCAUCAGUUUGGCACCAAGAAUCACCAGGAGGGCGUGUCAACUGGGGUGUGAUGGGCGGUGUUGACUCGAUACCGGCGGGAUACUCCGUCAGAACAAUCCUCGUACCAGCACAGGGAAUAAACACGGCCUUUGAAUACUGGGGACUAAUUUUACGCAGUUGCCACCAACAUGACGGAACAAGACAGAGAAUCUAUUCGGCGGACACCACAAUUAGUCACCUUGGAUACUGGACAGACAAUGGGGCCUUCUACUACUACAACACGGAGGACUCUGAAAACGGACAGAAUAUAACGUACGAGCAGACACUCACAAACGUCAAGACGUAUUCUAGCUUACACAAAAUUCCUUAUCAAUACUUACAGAUAGAUUCGUGGUGGUACUACAAAGGCUUGAUGGACGGUGUCAAAAACUGGUCGUACAGACCGGAAAUAUUUCCAAGGGGCAUCAAAUUCCUAUCGGAGACAACAGGAUGGCCAAUAGCAGCUCACAACAGAUAUUGGUCCCCGGACAAUAUUUACGACAAAUCCAAUGGCGGGAAUUACAAUUUUGUCAAAGAGACAUUACUGUCCAUUCCCGAUGAUCAGAAAUUUUGGAAUGAUUUCCUGUUAAAUGCCAAGCAAUGGGGCCUGAAAAUGUAUGAACAGGACUGGCUGAACAUUCAGACCAUCGGCACGGUUGCCCUUCAGACUGACCUUACGCUUGGUGAGCGAUGGUUACAACAGAUGAAUGACGCGGCUCAGAACCAUAACAUCACUAUACAGUACUGUAUGGCUCUCCCUAGACACGCCCUGCAAAGUCUGAAAAACCCAGCUGUUACACAGGCACGAGUAAGUGAAGAUUACCACCUUGUGGAUGACCAGUGGAAAAUCGGGGUCUCAUCCAUCUUUGCCGACGCGAUGGGACUGGCACCGUACAAGGACACGUUCUGGACAACUAAAACUCAACAGGGAAACUCCCGCUAUCCGGAUAUAACUGAGCCAUACCCAGCCCUCCAGUCACUCGUGUCCACACUGAGCACUGGGCCGGUCGGACCGGGAGAUAAACUCAACGCCACUAACAGAGAAGAUCUGUUGAGAUGCUGCAAUGACGGCGGUUUAAUUUUGAAGCCAUCUCAACCUGCAAAGGCCAUCGAUCGACAGUUAAUCAAGAGAGCUUUCCCAAACACUGUCGGACCUAUCGGGGAGGUAUGGACAACAUACUCCAAGAUCAAACAACAAAACCAGUCUCCCUUUACGUACUUUGGUAUCUUGUUUGCCGCCAACAUGACGUCAGACUACAUUGUCUAUCCCAAUCAGACAGGAUUUCCAUCGGAGAUAUCAUCUGGAGUAGUGUUCUCCUACACCGACGUGUAUAACAUCUCUAAGUUUGACGACAACAACCCACUCCAUCUGACAGGCUGUUCGGACGACACUUUCUGUCUUUAUUACUUCUCCACUGUCUUCUAUAUGAAUGGGACUAAUAUCGGUGUACUGGGCGAGAUCAAUAAGUGGGUACCGAUGUCUCCCCAGCGCGUGAACCUGGUGGUACGAGGGGAGACAACUGUGGAUGUCGUGGUGAUGGGGGAGCCUUACGAGGAACUCGAGAUGUCUUUUCUGAUAAACAGUCGGGUGAUGAACUACGUAUGUCGUCUCGGACCGUCCGGCCAGGCGACAUUUAGCACAUCUGUUGGAGGAUGCACAGAUUAUGUGUCAUCUACUCAUCCGCCAUUCACGUCACAUAGCCCCAACAAGGGGACAUCACUCUCCUUCGAUUUCCGUUUUAGUCUGUUAUUGGUUGUGUGCUAUCUUUUCACUAGAUAUCGUUGAAGAUGGAUCCCGUUGACAUAAUAAGGUUUUUCUGUUAAAGUUUGACAAUCGAAUUCGAAACGAACGAUACAUUUGUCGUUCAAUAACUCUGUCUUGUUUCCGGCAUUGAUGGAUAAUAGUGUGUAUUUUUGAAUUUUAAACAUAAAAACGAUAAUAUGUAUAUAGAUCUAUACCGUAUUUGAUAUUGCCGACAGGAAAAAUAAAUUAAUAAAAACAAUUUCUUUUCCGUCUGUUUUACUGAGUAAGAUUUUUUUUUCAUCUCCGCCUAUUUUAAUAGUGAGGACAAUUGCGCUCCUGUCUAUUCUAAUGGCGAGGACAUUUCAUCUCCGUUAAUUUUGAAGCUGAAGACAUUUCCUCCUUCGUUUAUUAUAACGAUGAGGACAUUUGUACUCCAUCGUUUUCGGCAUAGCCGCAUAAUAUUCUUUUGGCCCCGGUGUGACGGGACAGGUGGCGUUACUGGUCAAGAUGAAGUAUGUGAUUGGUCAAUGUAGCGGUAAAUGCAAAAUGCAGGUAUGCAGUUAAAAACGAACCAAAGUUAAGACUGAAUGCAAGCUGAAUAAGUCGAUGUACCUUUCCAAAUGACAAAUUAAUAAAAUUAUAUUCCUCA
Molecule: messenger RNA, 3101 nt
Organism: Pecten maximus
Lineage: Eukaryota; Metazoa; Mollusca; Bivalvia; Pectinida; Pectinidae
Exons: 17
Coding region: 20-2494 (824 amino acids)
Source: RefSeq, a predicted model, not a curated record